Messenger RNA from Elgaria multicarinata webbii, 1737 nucleotides. It is a transcript of the gene OTOP3, whose product is annotated as otopetrin 3. Bases 1 to 1737 code for a protein of 578 amino acids. Gene Ontology annotation, cellular component: membrane. The record is from RefSeq and is a predicted model, not a curated record. NCBI's taxonomy places the organism in Eukaryota, Metazoa, Chordata, Lepidosauria, Squamata, Anguidae. Gene Ontology annotation, molecular function: proton channel activity. The transcript is spliced from 9 exons. Gene Ontology annotation, biological process: proton transmembrane transport.
AUGACAUAUCUGACCCCUGCUCUGUUUGCUGUGUCGGUCGCUAAAAUUAAGCAGAACUCUGUUGAAGAAGUCCCAGUGCUAACAGUGUUGGAUGAUGAUGAUGAUUUUAAAGAAACCAGGGGUCCAUCUAGUCCAAUCCAUUAUGAGACGUCUUGGUUACACCGGCACUGCUCUUCACUCCUGAGCAGAGACAAACAGGCUCAGAAAGCUGGGCAGCUUUUCUCAGGCCUCCUCGCCAUGAAUGUGGUGUUGCUAGGCAGUGCUUUCAUCUUCAGCAUGAUCUUUAACGGGGUGGCCAUUACCGUGAACGAUGUCUGGAUUUUCCUGUCUGUCCUCCACAUCCUGUCCUUAAGCUGGAUAGCAUAUUAUUUAUUAUUCACUAGGCGGAAGCCGCAUGCGAUCGUGUUUCGGGAUGCCCAUGCAGGGCCGAUGUGGGUUAAAGGAUCCCUACUAUUGUUUGGUGUUUUCAGCAUCUUCCUGAACAUAUUUCGGAUUGGAUAUACAGUCAGCCAUCUGCAGUGUAAAUCCCAGGUGGAAUUCUUCUUCCCAUCCAUACAGAUAAUCUUCAUCUGCAUUCAGACUUACUUCAUAUGGUGUCAUGCAAAGGACUGUACCCAGGUUCAGCACAACCUCACCAGAUGUGGGCUAAUGCUGACUUUGGCCAGUAACUUCCUGCUGUGGCUCUUAGCAGUGACCAAUGACUCAGUUCACAUGGAAAUUGAAUCAGAACGUAACCACUAUGUGCACGAACUGGAAGGAAACGGGACCACGUCCUGCAAAUGCGGCAACUCAAUGGUCUGCAAGGUCUUCCGGAAAGGCUAUGUUCUGCUGUACCCCUUCAACACGGAAUACUGCCUGAUCAGCUGCGCCAUGCUCUUUGUCAUGUGGAAGAACGUGGGCCGGCGCAUUCAUCAGCACCACACUACUUGUACCAAGCCCGAAUUCAAACUCCAUGGAGUCAUUUUUGGGCCUCUGCUUGGCAUCUCUGCAAUAAUCAUUGGUAUCUGCAUUUUCAUGAUGUAUCAGAUCCAAGCCACUGGUUUCUCCCCUAGCUACCAAGCAUUCAUACUCUAUUAUUCCUACUACCUCUUUUUGUUGCCUGUGAUGACCGUAGGGGCCUUAGUCGGAACCUUCAUCCAUGGCUUAGAAGAGAGGGAGCUGGAUACUCUAAAAAACCCAACACGAAGCCUUGAUGUGAUUUUGCUUAUGGGAGCAGCCUUAGGCCAGAUUGGUAUCUCUUACUUUUCCAUUGUAGCCAUUGUGGCCACCAAUCCAACAGAUUUGUUGAAUAGUAUCAUCCUAGCCUAUUCAGUGAGCCUCAUUAUUCAGCACAUCACCCAGAACAUCUUCAUCAUUGAGGGGCUCCACAGGCAGGCGCUAUGGGCAAAGGAAGAGAAAAAUGAAAAAGAGAAAUGUGAAGAGAGUUCACCCAAAGUUUACAAUCUAGAAAUAAGACAGGAUAUCCAGAGGUUAUCACAUGCCUACAUCCAGACCUACAGUCAUUUGAAUUGGAAACAAAAAGCUCUGAAGGAGAUCUCCAGCUUCUUGAUCAUGUGCAACAUCAUACUAUGGAUCAUGCCAUCAUUCGGAGCACAUCCAGCGUCUGAGAAUGGAAUAGGGAAGUCGUUUUAUGGCUACUCCACCUGGUUUGCUGUUGUCAAUUUUGGGCUUCCUUUGGGUGUGUUCUACAGAAUGCAUUCUGUUGGUGGUCUCCUGGAGGUUUAUCGGUCUGCCUAA